AUGAAAGGUGAAAAUGCCCCGGAUGAAUCUAUCAAUUUGAAGUUUUGUUAUGGAAUAAAUGAAUCAUUUAGUAGUGUACAUGUAGUAAAUAAAAUAAAUGAGGGCAAAAAAAAUGAUGUCCUCAUUAUAUACAGUUCAGAUAACAAUAUUGUCAUGCUUGUUGAUAAAAGGCAAAUAAUUUUUCGAGGACAUUUUAAUGAAAUUGCAAAUUUAGUUAAAAGCUAUAAUAACGAAUAUAUCGUUUCUUGUGAUAAAGGAUUUAAUUCAUCAAUUAUUUUAUGGAAAUUAUCUAAUAAUACAUUAGCUCCAAUAAAAAAAUUCGAACUCACUAAUUUACAAAAUAAUGAAGUAGACAAAAAUAUAUUGCAAACAAAUUCUGAACAAAAUUUAUCUCCUUAUACUAAUAAAGUUAAAGUUAAUAAUAAUCAAGUUAAAGAAAAUAAAAAUCAUGGUAUAGGAUAUGAAUGUAUUGAUAUAAGUUUUGACAAUGCAUAUAUAUGUGCAUUAACAGAGAGAAAAAUAUAUAAUAAAAAAAAUACUGAACAUGGUCAGGCAAAAAUAGAUCAUUUAAAUAAUAAUUAUGAACAUGCAAUACAAAAUGAUGAAAAUAAAAAAUGUGUGUAUUUUCAAGAGGUAAUAGUUUUUGAUGUUAAUGGAGGAGAAAAAAACCAAAUUGUCUGUAGAGAUAAAAUUUUUGGAAAAGAUAAACAAAAUAAAAUACGGUUUAAUAAUAAAUAUGAAAUUGUUACAAAUAGUUGUUCAAAAUUAUAUAUUUACAACUUUGAUAUAAAAAAAAAAAAAAUUAAUCAUUAUAGCCCGUCUUUGUAUAAAAGUAAUAAAAUACAUGAACAGUUAAUAUUUACUGAAACAUCUUUUGUACAAGAUUCUUCGACAUUAUUAACAGGCACAACUAAUGGAUAUUUAGUUAUAUGGGAUUAUAGUACUAUAUUUAUUAAUAAAACAAAAAAUACUAUUAAACAAAGAGAAUAUCAAAAAUCUUUAGAAAUAAAAAAAAAUGUCUCUAUAAAUAAUAUAAUAAGCUAUGGAAAUUUUAUUAUAUUGGGAUUAGAUGAUGGUACAGUACAAAUUUUUGAUAAGCAAUUAAAAUGUUAUGCAUGGUUUAAAAAUCAAGAUAUAGGUGCAAUCAAAUCCAUAUCAUUUGAAUAUUCAAAUUUUGACGAAGAUUUUUUUUCAUGGAAUUCUUUUAUUCUAUUUACUGAUAAAAAUAUUAUUAAACAAAUAUAUCCAAAUAAUUUUAAUACUUGGGACGAUUUUUAUACACCUUCAAAUGGAAUUCAGAAUAAUGUUGAAACUGCAAAAUCUCAUCACCCAUCAGUUGCUAAAAAUGAUAAUUCAAAAAUAACGAAAAAAAAUGAUGAAGACAAAAUAUUACUUCAAUUCAAUAGUAACUAUAUUAAUUGUAUAUGCAUAAAUCCUCUAUGCAAUGAAAACAUAAUAUAUAUUGGCAACGCAAAUGGGUUAAUUGAAGUGUUUGAUUUUGAAAAAAAUGUAACUAUCAAUUCAAUUUAUUUACAAGACAAAGAAAUUACUACUAUUGUUUUUAGUAAUAAUGGUGAAAUUCUUUCUGUAGGAUCGAAAUGUGGAUAUAUAUACUUGAUAAAAAAAAAUAAUUUUGAAAUAUUUUUUACUAGUAAAGAUAUGAAAUAUGAAAUUGCAUUUUUAUAUUUUAGCCAUGAUGACAAAAUAUUAGUCUCAAGUUCAGCAAAUGGAAAUAUUGUUAUUUAUAAAAAUAAUACAACUACUGCUUUCAGUUCUGAUGAAAAAUCGGACUGGAAAUUUGCAUACAAAAUUAUUAGCAAUAAUGAAAAUACAUUGACUGAUUUAAAAAUCGUUAAAAAUAAUAAUGGAGAAUAUAUUAUAGCUGCUAUUACAGACAAUAGACAUUUAGUAUUUUAUAAUUAUAAUUUUUCUGAAAACACUGUCUCUAUAUCUUAUAUAUCAAUAGAGCAAGUACACACACCAACAUGUAUAUCUCCAACUUUACACUUUUAUAAUAGACAAAUUUUAUGUAUAUGUAAUGAUAAAAGAAAUAUUCGUUUUUUUGAUAUAGAAACGAAAAAAAUAAUUAAAACUGUAUUUUUGCCAUUUAAAAAUCAAGACGUUAAACAUUUCAUGCAUAUUACAGAUGAUUCACCAUCACAAAAUGAGGUUACUCCAAAUGAAGAUAACAAAGUUGAUAUAAAUUCAUUGCCAGAAGAUUUAUACCUUCAAGAAAUAAAACAUGAUUUUAAUAAAAAUCAAAUUUUUAUGCUUAGUCUUAAUGAAAAAAUGAUUGUAUUUACUACAAGCCCAAUUGAUUCAAAUUGUUUUAGAUAUAUUGGGAUUAUUGUAUGUAGUGGUAAUAUAAAAUGUAUUAUAUAUAAAAAUCAAAAUGUUAUUAUAUUAAGUAAAAAUAAAAUAUUUUACUUUAAUAUUAAUACUCAAACUUUAAAAAAAUAUAUAGAAUCUCAAAGCAAUACAAUGCAAAUUUUUAUAGAACAAUUAGGUGGCGAAAAAAGUAAAAUAUACAAUCAAAUUGUAGACUCUUUUUAUUAUUGUGAAAUUCAAAAAAAAAAAUUUCAAAAUAAAAAUGAAAAACAUGAUAUUAAGAAAAUAUUAAAUAUUUUAUCUAUUGAAUAUAUUUUUGCCUCUAUAAAUAUUUUCUUAUCUAAAUUUGAAAUACAAAAUAUAAUACAAGAAUAUCAUUUUUACUAUAAAUAUGUAAUUCCUCUCCUAAAUAAAAAUAAUAUAUUAACUAGCCAUAAUAAAAUACAACAAAAUUAUGAACAGUUCAUAAAUCAUUCUAUUGAAAUGGGAAAUCUUACAUUAUUAAACUAUAAAUCAAAUGAUGAUAUUCUUCUCCAAAAUAUAUAUUUCGUUAAGCCCGACCCUAAAUAUGUAGAUAAAGACUGCAAAGAAAAUGAAAAUAAAACAGAUAUAACAAUGGAAUGUGAAAAUAUAUUUUUUAAUAUUAAUGCAUUUAUAUAUACCUAUUUUAAUUUUGCAAUUCAUGAAGAAAUAAAUUUUGAAAAAAUUAUACAAGAUAUAAAAAGUUAUUACCAAAAAAAAAAUAAUAAGACAACCAUUUUAUGUGACGACUUUUUAAAUAUAUUAAAUAAUUAUGGAGAAAAUAUGGAUCCAAAUGAGUUUAAAAGAAUAUAUCAAAUUUUUACAGAAAAUUAUGAUUUCCUUAAUGAAGAUGAAAUAUUUGAUUUUGACAUUUUACAAAAUUUAGUUCAAUAA
Molecule: messenger RNA, 3243 nt
Organism: Plasmodium vinckei vinckei
Lineage: Eukaryota; Apicomplexa; Aconoidasida; Haemosporida; Plasmodiidae
Product: WD repeat-containing protein 66, putative
Exons: 2
Coding region: 1-3243 (1080 amino acids)
Cellular component (GO): motile cilium
Molecular function (GO): protein binding
Source: RefSeq, a predicted model, not a curated record